ACUAAAAAUAUCGCACAACAAUGGGUCGCGGUCCUAAGAAGCACAUGAAGCGUUUGAACGCCCCCAAGCACUGGAUGUUGGACAAGCUUUUGGGUUCUUAUGCCCCUAAGCCCAGCUCUGGUCCUCACAAGACCCGCGAGUGCUUGCCUCUCAUUGUCUUCAUCCGUAACAGACUGAAGUACGCCUUGAACGGUCGCGAGGUUCAGUCCAUCUUGAUGCAGCGUCUCGUCAAGGUCGAUGGUAAGGUCCGCACUGAUUCUACCUUCCCCGCCGGUUUCAUGGAUGUCAUCUCCAUCGAGAAGACAGGCGAGAACUUCCGUCUCGUAUACGAUGUCAAGGGUCGCUUCGCUAUCCACCGCAUCACCGAGGAGGAAGCUAAGUACAAGCUCUGCAAGAUCAAGAAGGUUCUUGUUGGUGCUAAGGGUAUCCCAUACGUCGUAACCCACGAUGGUCGCACUAUCCGUUACCCUGACCCCUCCAUCAAGGCCAACGAUACCGUCCGCUUCAACAUCGAGGAAAACAAGAUCGCUGACUUUGUCAAGUUCGAGACCGGUAACGUCGUCUUGGUAACUGGUGGUCGUAACAUUGGUCGUGCUGGUGUCAUCGUUCACCGUGAGCGUCACGUUGGUGGUUUCGAAAUCGUCCACAUCAAGGACUCCCUUGACCGUGUCUUCGCUACCCGUAUCUCCAACGUCUUCGUUAUUGGUCAGGGUGCCAAGCCCUGGAUCUCCCUCCCCAAGGGUAAGGGUAUCAAGCUCACCAUCACUGAGGAACGUGAUCGUCGCAGAGCUGCUGCUGCUGCUGCCAACUAAAUUCGUAGAAAGAAAUUUCUUUCCCUUUAAAUGUUGACAAAAUAAAGCACACUUUUUUUCUAAAUAGUUUUCAACUUACAUCGAAAUAUAAGUAUAUAUAUAUAUAUAUAUUGUUGUCUUAAGUGAUAUAAUUCUACAAGUUUUAUAUUUCUUUUUAUUUUGGAGUCGUUUAAAGGAUUAUAAUCACUAAUCACUUGUCAAAAAUUUAAGAUGAGCUUGUUUUGGAGUUUUUCUUUUUAUUUGGCGUCUUUGUGUUUUUGUGUGUGUAUGUAAUUGGCUUACGACUAAAAAUAAAACAAUGAUGUUCCUCAGCAUUAACGUUCUGGAAAAACCUU
Messenger RNA from Phycomyces blakesleeanus NRRL 1555(-), 1147 nucleotides. RefSeq lists its product as hypothetical. The coding region runs from base 21 to 812 and encodes 263 amino acids. The record is from RefSeq and is a predicted model, not a curated record. Gene Ontology annotation, molecular function: structural constituent of ribosome; RNA binding. Gene Ontology annotation, cellular component: ribosome; cytosolic small ribosomal subunit. The transcript has 3 exons. Gene Ontology annotation, biological process: translation. NCBI's taxonomy places the organism in Eukaryota, Fungi, Mucoromycota, Mucoromycetes, Mucorales, Phycomycetaceae.